UCAAGUUUUAAGCCUAUUAAGCAAUGAACAAUCCAUGGCGCGAAAUCGGCUUUAUUAGCAAGCAUAAACCCAAGAAACAUGUGAAAAUCAUUCGGAUCAAGAAACGCGUUGCCAAGUGGAAGAAAGUCUUCGAGCGAAGGCAAUAUGAAUUGAUACAACUUCAUUUGAGAAAUCGUAUUAAGUAUUUAAUUAUUGAAAAUCUGGAGAAAGCAUUGGCUGAAAGCCCAACUAAGAAAAGGAUUCAGAAGAGCUUAAAGUAG
This is a messenger RNA of Drosophila sechellia, 260 nucleotides long. RefSeq lists its product as uncharacterized. The transcript has a single exon. Bases 24 to 260 code for a protein of 78 amino acids. The record is from RefSeq and is a predicted model, not a curated record. Lineage: Eukaryota; Metazoa; Arthropoda; Insecta; Diptera; Drosophilidae.